GAAGAAAAACCUCCCGUUGCUUCACCUUUUUCUCUCUCCGGUGGUUAGAUUCUUUAGUGUCCGCUUCAGUUUCUGAUACUUUCGUAUUUUGGUUUUUGGAUUUUGAAUUUCGGAUUUUCGUUUGGUUUCAUCUCUGUCGCCAUAAUUCCCGGCGACAGAGUUCGCCGGAAUAUUGCCGAGGAAGAUGAAGAAUCCGGCGACUGUGUUUAUGUUCGAUUGCCGUUGCUUGUAUCAUUGGCGAAAUCAAAGCAUGAUCAUGACGUUCUCGUGUCGUCGCGUAUCUCGGGGACUUUAAUCCGUAUCUUCAAACCCUAGAUUAAAGCAAUCUUUUCCUUUUCUCUCUCUCUCUCUCUCUUUUAAAUCUGUUGUUUUUCUCCAGAACUUUGCCCUGUUUCGAAGUUAUUCCCUGCUUUGUUCGGGAAUUUGAAUAAUAUUAGUUCUGAUAAAUAAUCGGAGACUGGGUUUGGGAUUUUCUCCCUCAUUUUUUUUUCACUUAGAUAUUUGGGCUUUUUUUGGUGCUCAAUUUUCAUUUCUUUCCUCUCCAUCUUUUCUGUUUGGUGUGUAAGCAAAGAAAAAUCACGGCAAAAUCAUAAUGCCUUUCCCCAUGAAAAUCCAACCGAUCGACUCCGAUAUGUCGGAGGAGCUGAUUUUUCCGGAGCCGAUGAGGCAGAUGCCGAAAUCGCGGCUGAAGCGGCUCUUCGAGCGUCAAUUUACCGGUGUCCUGAAGAACUCCGCCGCCACGGAGCCUCCUCCGACACCGGCGCAGCCACUCUCCAGAGGGAAUUCCGGCGAGUUCGAACCGAGCUCGGUCUGUUUGGCGAAAAUGGUUCAAAACUUUAUCGAGGAUAACAACAACAACAACAACGAGAAACAGAGGUGUGGCCGCAACCGCUGCAACUGCUUCAGCGGCAGCAGCACCGGCACUGACAGCUCUGACGACGAAUGGGAAUCUGUCGGCUUCAAUUCUUCUGGUGAAGCUUGUGAAAUCCUUAAGAGCCUGGUGGUUUGUACGAGCGUGAGCGAGAGGAAUUUAUUGGCGGAUACGGCGAAGAUUGUGGAGAAAAAUAAGAACUUGAAGCGAAAAGACGAAUCUUCCUGGAAAAUUGUCGCCGAUGGGUUGGUGGGCUUAGGCUAUGACGCGGCUUUAUGCAAAUCUCGUUGGGAGAGAGCGCCUUCUUGCCCUGCAGGAGAGUACGAGUACGUGGAUGUGAUAACAAAAGGCGGCGAGAGGCUGCUGAUCGACAUAGACUUCAGGUCCGAAUUCGAGAUCGCCCGUCCGACCAAAUCUUACAAGUCGAUCCUGCAGGCUAUGCCUUACGUAUUCGUGGGCAAAGCCGAUCGGCUGCAGAGGAUCAUCCAGAUCGUGUCGGAAGCCGCGAGACAGAGCCUGAAGAAGAAAGGCUUACACGUCCCGCCGUGGCGAAAAGCCGAAUACGUCAGAGCCAAGUGGCUGUCUCCUAAUGCCCGCACCGACCAAAACCAGAACCCUUCAGCCGCAGCCGACGUUACUAAGCGCCAACCCCUCGAGGUAACUGAACUCGAAGGUUCUGUCUUUUCGUUUUCGGAUGAAUCCGAGGAACAUCUGCAGGACGGCGCGAUCGAUAUGAUGAUGAUAUAACAUAACCGUGUAGACUUUUAACAUAAGACUUGUUUAAAAAACAAAAAAAAGCUAUUGAACUCUCUCCCUUAUGGUUUUUUUAUAUGUAAGGGUGUCGGGUCCCAUUGCUCUGCCUCGUUUUUUUGGUGCGAGGGAGGGAGCGUGGUCCGGCUCUAUAGGUAUAUCUCCGAGGCAGAUGUAAGAAACCGCCGGUGUUCAUAACGCCGAGCUGUGUGUGUUGGAUACUAUGCUUUGUUAUAUCCAAAGUUUGUGUCUGAAACUUAUACAGAACUAAGAGCUUGGUUGGUUAUUUGUAAUGGCAAUAAUCGUUUUUGUAUGGCAUUGUUCCUUUUUAUUAUA
Molecule: messenger RNA, 1957 nt
Organism: Tarenaya hassleriana
Lineage: Eukaryota; Viridiplantae; Streptophyta; Magnoliopsida; Brassicales; Cleomaceae
Exons: 3
Coding region: 593-1618 (341 amino acids)
Source: RefSeq, a predicted model, not a curated record